AUGGCAGAGGAAAUCAAGCUGACUCCCCUGGAGACCUUCGCACAGGCAAUCAGUGCCUCUGCGAAGACUAUUGCAACUUACUGCAGAGACUCCGGUCAUCCUCAACUGUCCGAUGAUAAUUCUAGCGGCCUCACUGGGGAUGUUCUCCCCCCUUCCGCACCACAGGCAGUCACCGCCGCCAGACAGACCAUCUUGGAGGCAUCGUACCGACUACAGCAAUUGGUCACUGAGCCUAGCCAAUACCUGCCGCGACUGACCGUUUACCCCCAGCACCUGGCUGCCUUACGCUGGCUGUGCCAUUUCAGAAUCCCGGAGCUCAUCCCCGUGCAAGGCACCAGGACAUACUAUGAGCUGGCUACAGAAGCCAAAGUUCCUCUUCAUCAACUGCAGAGCAUUGCAAGAAUGGCAAUUACUGGGAGCUUUCUCCGAGAGCCGGAGCCCAAUAUCGUCGCCCACAGCAGGACGUCAGCCCAUUUUGUUGAGAAUCCUUCGCUCCGUGACUGGACACUAUUCCUGGCAGAGGAUACCGCGCCCAUGGCGAUGAAGCUUGUUGAGGCGACUGAAAAGUGGGGAGACACGAGGAGCAAGACAGAGACGGCCUUUAACCUGGCGCUGGGCACGGAUCUGGCCUUCUUCAAGUAUCUUUCCAGCAACCCGCAGUUCACCCAGAAAUUCUCGGGAUAUAUGAAAAAUGUGACAGCGAGCGAGGGUACUAGCAUCAAACAUCUCGUCAACGGAUUCGACUGGGCGAGCCUCGGAAAUGCGAUCGUGGUUGAUGUUGGCGGUUCUACUGGUCAUGCAAGCAUUGCUCUCGCGGAAUCGUUCCCCGAUCUGAAAUUCAUCGUGCAAGACCUGCCCAUGGUGACAUCUACCUCGAAGGACAAUCGCGAAAAGACCCCUCUCCCAGAGACGGUCGCUUCCCGCAUCUCCUUCGAGAGCCAUGACUUCUUCAAGCCUCAGCCGGUGCAGAAUGCGGAUGUCUAUCUUCUUCGCAUGAUUCUGCAUGACUGGUCAUUCAAAGAAGCAGGCGAGAUCCUUGCCAAUCUAGUACCGUCCGUCAAGCAGGGUGCUCGGAUCCUUAUUAUGGACACUGUGCUUCCCCGUCAUGGUACUGUCCCCGUAACUGAGGAAGCGUUGCUUCGUGUGCGAGAUAUGACGAUGAUGGAGACAUUCAACAGCCAUGAGCGGGAGAUUGACGAGUGGAAGGACCUGAUUCAGGGGGUGCAUACUGGGCUUCGGGUGCAGCAGGUCAUUCAGCCGGCGGGGAGCUCAAUGGCGAUCAUUGAGGUUGUUCGGGGAUGA
Paecilomyces variotii is the source of this 1302-nucleotide messenger RNA. Its product is annotated as O-methyltransferase-domain-containing protein. Gene Ontology annotation, molecular function: O-methyltransferase activity. Bases 1 to 1302 code for a protein of 433 amino acids. Lineage: Eukaryota; Fungi; Ascomycota; Eurotiomycetes; Eurotiales; Thermoascaceae. The record is from RefSeq and is a predicted model, not a curated record. The transcript has 3 exons.